This is a messenger RNA of Gaeumannomyces tritici R3-111a-1, 216 nucleotides long. RefSeq lists its product as hypothetical. NCBI's taxonomy places the organism in Eukaryota, Fungi, Ascomycota, Sordariomycetes, Magnaporthales, Magnaporthaceae. Bases 1 to 216 code for a protein of 71 amino acids. The record is from RefSeq and is a predicted model, not a curated record. The transcript has 3 exons.
AUGGCUGCCCGCUCGGGCAAAUUCCAACCGCAGAUGCGUCCCCCGACAAGGCUGUUUGUGAUUCUGAGCGACCGAUUCCCCGAGGCUAAAUGGCUUCUGGGGGUGGCAGGCAUGUCAGUGACGGCGGCGGCGGCUGCCUUGUCGUGCCUCGCUCCCAUGGAGGGUCACCCUGGAGGACUAUCACCAUGUGGCACGGUCGGGCCCGGUCUUGGUUGA